Messenger RNA from Lycium barbarum (goji berry), 2359 nucleotides. RefSeq names its product nuclear transport factor 2-like. Gene Ontology annotation, cellular component: cytosol; ribonucleoprotein complex. NCBI's taxonomy places the organism in Eukaryota, Viridiplantae, Streptophyta, Magnoliopsida, Solanales, Solanaceae. The transcript is spliced from 9 exons. Gene Ontology annotation, molecular function: mRNA binding. The coding region runs from base 787 to 2037 and encodes 416 amino acids. The record is from RefSeq and is a predicted model, not a curated record.
AUUUUUUUUUUCAUUUUUGGCCGUCGGUUGAAAUUAAUUACGGGCGCUAGCCAAAGUAUACACACUGAUUAUGUAUAUUUAUGUAUAUUAUAUGUAUCUGCAUUGACUACUUUUUGAGCCUAGUUUCUAUCUGAAACAGCCUCUGUACCCCCACAAAAGGUAAGUAUUCUUUUUUGUUUUUUUUCAUUUUUGGCCGUCGGUUGAAAUUAAUUACGGGCGCUAGCCAAAAUAUACACACUGAUUAUGUAUAUUUAUGUAUAUUAUAUGUAUCUGCAUUGACUACGUUUUGAGCCUAGGUCUAUCUGAAACAGCCUCUCUACCCCCACAAAAGGUAAGUAUUCUUUUUUGUUUUUUUUUUCAUUUUUGGCUGUCGGUUGAAAUUAAUUACGGGCGCUAGCCAAAAUAUACACACUGAUUAUGUAUAUUUAUGUAUAUUAUAUGUAUCUGCAUUGACUACGUUUUGAGCCUAGGUCUAUCUGAAACAACCUCUCUACCCCCACAAAAGGUAAGUAUUCUUUUUUGUUUUUUUUUUUUCAUUUUUGGCCGUCGGUUGAAAUUAAUAGCCAAAAUAUACACACUGAUUAUGUAUAUUUAUGUAUAUUAUAUGUAUCUGCAUUGACUACGUUUUGAGCCUAGGGUCUAUCUGAAACAACCUCUCUACCCCCACAAAAGGUUGGAAAUGCUUUUGUGCAGCAGUAUUAUCAUAUACUGCACCAUUCUCCUGGACUGGUUUUUAGGUUUUAUCAAGAUACAAGCAAGCUUGGGCGACCUGAAGAUGAUGGCUCAAUGAGCAUCACGACAACGAUGGAAGCAAUCAAUGAUAAGAUUCUUUCGCUAAACUAUGGGGACUUCAGAGCGGAGAUUAAGUCCGUGGAUUCGCAAGAAUCCUUCAAUGGGGGAGUGCAUGUCCUUGUGACUGGAUAUUUGACUGGGAAAGACAACCUGAUCCGGAAUUUCUCUCAAACCUUCUUCCUAGCACCACAAGACCGAGGAUACUUUGUUUUGAAUGACAUGUUUCGAUAUGUUGAGAGUGUCAAUCAACAUGACACUGCCCAAGUCCCUGCCAUUGAUGUGGUGGCUCCUGUGGGUCCUGAACAAGAUCCCCCUCCAGUGCAGCAGAAUCACAUUUCCAAGCAGAGCACACCAUCAGUGGAGGAAGCUAAUGAGGGAGAAGUUUACAAUCCACCUGAGAAUGGUGACGUGCCUGUUGAAGAGGAAGUUUCUGUCGCCGAGGUUGUUGAUGGAAUGCACGACAACUCGCAAAUGGUAGUUGAGUCUAACAUCAAAAAUGAAGAUGCUCCUAAGCUGUCAUAUGCCUCAAUUGUCAUGCAUCUCAAGGAAAGUGCUACUAGUUUCUCUCCUCCUCCAGCACCUGCUCCUCAGAAGCCCAUGACAGAGAGUGUUGAGCAAGUGAAUCAACCUCCUAUAACAGCAGCUGAUCGCCCAGCUUCCAGCUCAAAUUCUGUUGAUAACGCAAAUAACCAACAGAGAGAAGCGACUGAUGGCUAUUCGAUCUACAUAAAAGGGUUGCCUCCGACUGCAACUGUUGCUUUACUUGCAGACGAGUUCAAGAAGUUUGGGCCUAUCAAGAACGGAGGCAUUCAAGUAAAAAACAACAGAGUAUUGGAACAGGGAUACUCUUUUGGUUUUGUGGAAUUUGAGGAGGCAAGUGCGUUGCAAAAAGCUAUUGAGGCAUCUCCAAUUUUAAUUGGUGGACGCCAAGCUAUUGUUGAGGAGAAGAAAUCUACAAAUUCUCGAGGUUACUUUAGAGGUAGAUUUGUUCCAUCUGGAAGGGGUUCUGGUUACAGGAAUGAUGGAGUAAGAGGUCGAGGAAACUAUGGAGGUGGCGGCAGGGGUUACACUCGAGGUGAUUUUGGUGGAAGAAGCGAGUUUAACAACAGAGGUGGCCACCGCGGAUGGUCAUCAAAUCGUGGGGGUGAUGGAUACCAGCGAACUGAUAACCAUGGUAGCUAUGUUGUGCGAAUUAAUCGUGGUGGGAGGAUGCCUAAUGGAAAUUUUGAUGCACCUGAAAUGUAGUAGCUUCAGUCUAUAUGAGAGCUGAUUUUAGUAGUUUCGUCGUUUGACAUUGGCAUUUCUAACAUUUGACGUCCCGGGUAGAAGAAGUUUUGUCAGGAGCUAUGGUAUUUUUGUAAGUGUGUGCUCUUUUUGCUAAUUUUCAGCUCCCUAACUUUCCCUUUAAUUGGUAUAGGUGGGGUAGGAAUUGAUUUAAGUAGCUUUUGCUAUGCAGUAUAUAGAGUAACUAAGUCCCCAGGAAGAAAUUGUUCAGUCACCUUUACUCAUUGUAUCAGUUGAACCAUUACAAUUGUGGAAAUGAGUUAAUAUUAGCCUUUAAAUCUCU